Molecule: messenger RNA, 168 nt
Organism: Loa loa (African eye worm)
Lineage: Eukaryota; Metazoa; Nematoda; Chromadorea; Rhabditida; Onchocercidae
Exons: 1
Source: RefSeq, a predicted model, not a curated record
AUGUGUAACAAAUGGCUUGUGUGGUUUGAGGUAAUUUUGGACAAGAAUGGACAGAAAAAAAUUGAAAUCCAAUUUCUUCCACCAAAAAUGUCUGUAUUUAUCCAGAAUUACUUCCAGUUAUACAAGUCACUUGUCACGGAUUAUGAAUCAAUGAAUAUCGGUGAAACG